CGGAUCCCAACUGAACGUACGAUGGCCACGAUGGAGAAGGAGGUCUUGCUCCAAAUGCUUGAUAAGUUCCAAGAAGACCCGCAGUUCUGGAUCGUCGUCGCGGCGCUCAUCUGCAUCCCGCUUCUCGUGAUUUCGCUCCUCGCAGCUACAUCGCUCAUUCAAGGCAUCGACGAAAGCGACAAGUCCAAGAAAAACCAGUAGCACGCACGCACAAUCAACCAACCCCCCCCCUUCCCUUUGUCCCACGCGGCUCCACAAGCUAACAACUACUGCUACCUACUCGUGAUCUCUCCACCCACCUCGUGCCAACAUUGCCACACACUCCUCAUUCAAUCGUGUCCUCUUGCGUCUACUUUCUACAUCGUCAUCUAUGCAGA
Molecule: messenger RNA, 377 nt
Organism: Aphanomyces astaci
Lineage: Eukaryota; Oomycota; Saprolegniomycetes; Saprolegniales; Verrucalvaceae
Exons: 1
Coding region: 22-201 (59 amino acids)
Source: RefSeq, a predicted model, not a curated record